Molecule: messenger RNA, 1611 nt
Organism: Colletotrichum truncatum
Lineage: Eukaryota; Fungi; Ascomycota; Sordariomycetes; Glomerellales; Glomerellaceae
Source: RefSeq, a predicted model, not a curated record
AUGACACACCCACCACUACCUUCAUCGCAACCUCAGCGGGUUCUCAGCUACCCGUCAGCAGCACUGACUACACUAUCGAGGAAAUGUAGCCCCAGAGGUCUACCUCAAGAUGUAAACUCUCCAUCAAACGACAACCCUUUACCGAAUCUCCAUGGCAAUGCGGAAUCGAUACCGCCAGUCGACGAGUCCCUCCAAGCACGAAUCGAGCGCCUGAGUCGCGAGCGUCCUCCGAUCUUUACAACCCGCUGGAGCGAGGUACUUCUCGUCUUCAGCAUUUCCAUGUCCCAAUUCUUGACAGAAUAUUUCGUCUCAGGCUUCACUGUCCUCCUCCCCACACUGAUCACCGAGCUCAAUAUGUCGCAUGCGGAAAGUGUCUGGCCAGCAACCGCCUUCUCCCUCGUCAUCGCCAGCACCUUGCUCGUCUUUGGCCGUCUGGGCGACAUGUUGGGGGGAUAUCCCAUCUUCAUGGGGGGUCUUGUCUGGCUUCUUGUCUGGAGCAUAAUAGCCGGGUUCAGCGUCAAUACGCUGAUGCUCGACCUCUGUCGGGCCCUGCAAGGACUAGGAGCUGCGGCAUUCUUGCCCUCUGGAGUCAUGAUCAUGGGGUCGUUGUAUCGUCCUGGGCCACGAAAGAAUGUCGUCUUUGCAGUGUACGGCACUUCAGGGGUAUUUGGCUUUUUCGGUGGCAUUCUCGUGGCAGGAAUCGUGGCUCAAUUCAGGCGCUGGGGUUUUUACUUCUGGGUCGGAGCCAUCGGCAAUUACGCUGUUGACUUCAGCCUUGUCCGUUCCACGUCAUCGUCCAAACGACCAACCCCCGAGCAAAGCCAGGAUGGAUUACGGCGGCGCCAUCUCGAUCGUCUGCGGCCUCGUCCUAGUCGUGGCUACAUUGAAGUGCGCGUCUCUUCCCAGCCUCUCUUACCAGCUUCCAUCUUCACGACUCCUUGCAUGAGCCCUCUUCUUUUGGCUCUUUUCCUGCUUUACGGCACCUGGGGCAUCUUUUCUGUAUAUGGCACUCUCUAUUUCCAGAACAUCAUGGGUGCCAGCCCCUUGCAGGUGGUAGCGUGGUAUGUGCCUCUCGGUGUUGCAGGCCUCAUUCUCAGUGUCAUCGAAGGCUUGAUCUUGCACCUGGUUCCAGGACGUGUGCUGUUGAUCAUUUCUGGCCUGGGAGCAGUUGGGUCGCAGCUCCUUAUAGCUCUGAUUCCGCUGGGAGGGAGUUAUUGGGCAUGGGUUUUCCCCGCAGUCAUCUUGAGCACUGUGGGAAUCGAUCUGUCCACGAUCUUGAUGACGGUUUUCGUGACCACGACGUUUCCUACAGCGCAGCAGGGGCUGGCUGGGAGUGUUAUCAACUCUGUGUUGCAGCUAGGAGUCGCUGUCGUCCUUGGAUUGGCGGAUAAUAUUCAAUCAGCAACGGUAGACGAGGCAGGAUUAGGGAACAGCUAUAAGAACACGUUUUGGUUUGGAGUAGGUCUUGCAGCUGCGAGUUUGUCGAUUCUGGCAAUCUGGGGCAAGGUACCCAAGGCCAGUGGUGAUUUGACCGCAGAUGAAAAGGCUGAAUUGUUGGAAGAGGCAAUGAGUGAGCAGCAAGGACAAUCAGCCAACAGGAGGGAACUCUAA